AUGGCAGAUGAAGAAGAGAAUCCCACCUUUGAGGAAGAAAAUGAAGAAAUUGGAGGAGGUACAGAAGGUGAACAGAGUAAAAGAAAGAGAGUUUUUUCUAAAGAAUUAAGGUGUAUGAUGCAUGGGUUUGGAGAUGACCAGAAUCCUUAUACUGAAUCAGUAGAUAUUCUUAAAGACCUUGUCAUAGAGUUCAUCACCAAAAUGACUCAUAAGGCAAAGUCAAUUGGAGGAAGUCAUGGUUGGGUACAAGUUGAAGAUAUCAUCUUCUUGAUUCGAAAGGAGCCAAGAAAGUUUGCUAGGGUUAAAGACUUGCUUACUAUGAAUGACGAUUUGAAACGCACUAGAAAAGCAUUUGAUGAAGCAAACUAUGGAUCUUGA
This is a messenger RNA of Dama dama (fallow deer), 378 nucleotides long. Its product is annotated as transcription initiation factor TFIID subunit 13-like. Bases 1 to 378 code for a protein of 125 amino acids. Gene Ontology annotation, biological process: transcription by RNA polymerase II. NCBI's taxonomy places the organism in Eukaryota, Metazoa, Chordata, Mammalia, Artiodactyla, Cervidae. Gene Ontology annotation, molecular function: protein heterodimerization activity. The record is from RefSeq and is a predicted model, not a curated record. The transcript has a single exon. Gene Ontology annotation, cellular component: transcription factor TFIID complex.